ACCUCCUCGCGGGGCGGGAGAGGUAGAUGUCGUACUGGGGGAUCUGCCGCCGUCGGACGCUGGCAGAAGUAAAACGAGGUCUCCCAAGAGGUGGCCGUAGCCAUUUUGGCUCAAGCUGCUCAGGCCUUGUUCGCGACCAGUCGGAGUCGUGAGCGGUCGUGCGCGCAGAGAGCCGCCGCCCCUUGCACCUCCAGCCAUGGCGAGGGCCGCCCUCCUGCUGCUGGUCACCGCCUCGCUCCUGAGUGUGGGCGCCUCGGCGCCGCACAAGCGCUUCGCGGGGGGGAGGAAGGUUCGAGGGCAGCUGUCGGGCGACGGCGGGGCCCCCUAUCACGGACGAGUGCUUGGACGUGUGCCCAGGACUCUCAGAUAUGAUGGCCGCUCAGGGCGCGCUUGGAGAGCCAACACCAACGGAACGGACGGACCUCGAUUGUGACCACGAGAGUGCAGUUCAGUGCUUCGUAGACGAGCUGACCACGUGCAGCAACUCCCAGGUAGCAGACGAGUUGAUCAUGAUGGCCUCCAAGCUGGAGUGCAUCUGUGACACGCGCCCCGGCGGCAAGCCUGCGUGGGCCAAUAUUUUGGCGUCCAGCGACGAUGACGGCGACUCGGAUAGCCGAAGGAUGGUGGGCACAACCACUUUGGCAGACGGCACUGACACCACCGGGGCCGAUGAUGACAAUUUCGACGAAGAUUCAAUGUGCCCCCUGUACCCUGUCGUCCUCUGCGCCGAAGACUACGAGACGGACUGCGGCGCCAUUCUUGAGGAGAUGAAGAGAUGAACAUCAGUAUCCCAGGGGACGCAGUCACCCACCUCGAGUCGGAGUGCACCGGCGAUUGCGCCCCCGGCGCGGACGACGACGACGACGACGACGGCGACGGCGCGGCGGACGUGGUCAGAGGUUGUGGCCCGUUCGGCCUGGGAUGGAUCGCCGCGUCGCUGGUCCCAGUGAUGGCGGCGCUUGAGCUCGUGGCGGCCUGAUGCUACCUCCCCAGACCCCCUCGCGUCGUGAACGAGUCCCUCCCUUCCUCCCCCCCCCCAUCCGCUGUCUUCUGCAGUGCCGCGCUGGGCCGCAGUCGGGCGGCGCGAGAGCAGGAAGCCGUCCUCUCUUCCUCCUUCUGCCGCCGACCGCCGGCCAGGCCCCGCGCCCCUGCAGCGCAGCCGCUCGGAAUGAGGAGGGGGCUCGGUGACCGAGCCCCUCCUCUCUCAUCGCGAGGGGAACAAAAAGUGGCAUAAACAUCAAAACUCGGAGGUCCGCGCGGAUUUCUCGGAUCGGCCCAGUUUUUAUGUUCAUGUCAUGUUUUGUUCCCCUAAUCACCCCCCUCUGCCCUCGUCGUUGCCCUCCCCCUGCCUCUCCUCCACCCGCCGGCGCGCGCCAGGACGACUCGCCGCGGCACUUUCGAGCGGAGAUUCUGCCGCAUCCUUUGCUUCUGGGUCAGACGACACUCCUGGCACGCAGUGCAUUUGAAGCCAUCCAUGGUUCCAUGCUUUGUCUGAGCUUCACGGCGAGCUCUACCACCCCCCUGUCCUAGCUGCUCUCUCGCUCCGUUUUUUUGUUGCUUUUCGGGCCAGUGGCGAAGGCGCUGGCCUGGCCUGACGGAUCGCGCGGGUGAGAGAAGGCACAGGAUACCGCAGGAACAA
This is a messenger RNA of Prorocentrum cordatum, 1639 nucleotides long. The record is from the annotation of a GenBank genome assembly. NCBI's taxonomy places the organism in Eukaryota, Dinophyceae, Prorocentrales, Prorocentraceae.